Molecule: messenger RNA, 2729 nt
Organism: Priapulus caudatus
Lineage: Eukaryota; Metazoa; Priapulida; Priapulimorpha; Priapulimorphida; Priapulidae
Exons: 13
Coding region: 510-2729 (739 amino acids)
Cellular component (GO): plasma membrane
Molecular function (GO): protein binding
Source: RefSeq, a predicted model, not a curated record
GUAGUGUUUUGGAGUUUGCCGUGUCGAGGUCCGACCGUGCAUCGCUGCUGCUGGUAACGUUGAUUGCAGCGGCGCUCCUCCUCCACUAUACGUGUGUCAGUCUAUACGCAUUAAUGUGUAAUCGGCGAGCCUGCGUGUGUAUAAAUAGAUGACGAUCAACUCGGCUGUGCUCGAGCAGGCUGAAUCGCAUGAGCAUGCGAUGCGAUGCAAUGUGAUGUGAUGUGAUGCGAUGCAAGGCGGGCCCUUGAUCGCAUAAUUCGCUUGCACGUGUACCACGAAGCUUCUAUACUCGUGUCAUUGCUCUGCUAAUAGAUUGGCAAGUAUCUGCGCCCGGCAUCACAUCAUCUUCGGAUGCGGACAUUCUGGCUUCAUCUCGCUUCUCAUCGAGGCACUCGAGCUCGUCUAGACAGUCGGGAGUUAGUUUUCCCCGCUAACUCGCUGAGCGGCCACGGAGCUAUUCGUAUUUCGUGUCGAUUCCUCCUCGCCUGACCGGUAGCCAUCGGCUAAACAUGCCGGUGCCGAGGGCGAUGCUACUGGUGGUGAGUGCUGCCGUGGUGGUGUCGUGGCUGACGGUAACGGAGGGGGCACGAAGGGGUUGUCUCACAGUGGAAUCGUCCCCGGUCUCCGUCAUCUGCCUCGGGUACACCAACGUGCCCGCGACCUUUCCGAAUGACACUGAAAACCUAAAGUUUCAAGAGAGCGCCAUCGGAGAGAUAGGUUCUGGCGAUUUUAACGUGUCCGGACUGACCCAUCUCAAGACUCUAGACAUCAGUUCCAGCAGCGUGUGGAGGCUCGGCUACGAAGCAUUCAGCGCAGUGCUACAUCUGCAGCAGUUAUUCCUGGACAACAACCAGAUAUCUAUCAUUGAGGAGGAUGCGUUUGCCGGACUCACCGAGCUCUGGUACCUGAAUCUACAAAGCAACAAUAUCAGCUACAUUCCUGCGGGGCUAUUCAACGAUCUCCAUUCUCUGCAGCAUCUAAGUUUGCUGGACAACAGGUUGACCAGUAUCGAUGCUUCUGUUCUCACUGGAUUGCCCCUUCAAUCCCUGACAGUGUUGUUACUAGAUCGUAACCCGUGGACGUGCAACUGCAGCAUCGCUGCACUCGGCUACUGGCUGGUGCUGCCCUCUACCGGCCUAAUUCUAGACUAUAGCACGCUGCGAUGUCAGGAUGGGGAGCAGGCGCUUGCCUUACUGCUGGCCUCCUCCCAGGCAGACUAUCAGAUGUGCCCCCCCUACUGGCCACCUGAGGACAUCCGAGCAAUCGCACAUCCACAAUGCCUCGCCGUGCGCCUCUACUGGCGCCACCUAUCGGAAGAAACUGGCGAAGCCGAGUUAUACACGUUCUCUUCCGUGGAUGCGUUGGGAAACGCAAGCGAGACGGAAGACUUCUUCUCCGCCUAUUUCAUCGACAACUCGGCCGUCACCGACGAUCCAUUCGAGAACGCUACGGAGUCCGUUGCCACGGCAACGACUCCUCUCGUCACGGGGGACGCUGCGGUGACGGUUGAUAUGGGCAACGUGACGCGUGGCCGCGCGACGACGUCGUUUCACGUGACGUACUGGCCUGACGCACAUCCUGAUGACGUCACCGUCGUCGAGACGGCGCGGUUGUACGUUGACCUUAAAGACCUGAAAGAAGGUGAAACGUACUGGGUGAAGAUCGCCGUGGAAAAUGAGUAUGGCCUGGGCCCAACGAGUGAACCAAGUUCAUUCACCACUCACGAUGGCAUGUGGAACUGCAGUGAGGCGAUCGUAGAGGUUGACCUUGCGGGCCGGACAGAGGACGAAGGUCACGGUCACAUCGGCAUCAUGGUGGCGGUGAUCCUGACGUGCAUCGUUCUCAUCAUAGCUGUUGUUCUCAUAACCCGCUGUACGGUGAGACGACGACGCGCCAGCUCCGUACAGCUGACAACCUCCAGAUCCCCGCUGAAUCUGAACAGAUCGAAGCGUCUCGCACACGUGCCGACUGAGGACAGUAUCUCGCUGACCAGUGCUCACUCUCUUCACUCCAUCAGCUCUGCCGACAGCGAGAUGGUCAAGAGAAAGCCGCGUCCGCUCAACGUCGUCAACAGAGACCGCAUUAAAUUCAUCCGUAAUCUGUACACAGAGCGGCUUUACGCGGCUGAAGGGCGGCACUACGAGAUAAAAAGAAGUUACGAGCGGACCGAAAGGGCGAGCGGCGAAUCUGCCAGGGAGACCAUUCCCAACGUCGACGUUGCCUUGGCGCGCCUCGGAAGGAGGGCUGCGCGUGGAAGCGGCUCGCAGCAUAUCCCCUCUGCGGGGCUGCGCGACGAACGUCCGCUCUGCGCCGAACAGCUGCCGCGCGACACAGGUCUGAACGUCAAUCUUGCACGACGUGCCACGACGUGCAGACUUUUGUUCUCUGCACGCGCGCUAGGGGAUCUGUCGGCGAGCCGACAUGGGACGAGCUACGACGGCAUGCGCGCCUGGCGACGCGCGCCUGCUGGCAGGAUACGGCGCGGCGCUGCUAGCGCGGAUUCGAACGCGCGCUCGACGCCAUUACCGCACAAGUGCGUCUCGUUGACGGACUCGGUGACGCGCGAGGCCGUGCUGAUUCAUUCCGUGAGUCCGCGGCCGCAGCUGACGGCGUACGAUGGCUGCCUCGUGCAGCCCCGCUUACACGUGCGCGCGCGAACAAGCAUACUGAGUGGUGGACCGACAGAUCGGGAUUCAUUGCUGGAGGAUCCUAAGAGCACCUUCAGCUGA